CUCCCCUCCGUUGGCGGGUCAGGCUUCUCGACGGUCCCGCCCUGCGGCGAGCUCUGGAAGGCAAACGGUGCGUUUUUCGCCACUAUGUCCUCAUCGGGGAUGAGCUCCACCGAAAAUUCAUAGCAGCACCAUCCAUUGCUUCAGAUAUCAGAAAUGGCUAGUGGCACUCACAAAUUGAGACCAUUGGCACCUCAUUCCCAUCAGUUUAUCUGCACUCGAACGCACCAGAUUGGAGCUCUAUUCCUUGUCGUUGCCACCUUCUUCUUCACCAGGCUCUUCGAUCAUUCCUUUGCUCCAUGUAGCUUCUCCGUUGAUCAAGUGCGGACGUCGCUCGACUUAGUGCCAGGUGGACCCUACACUUGGCCGGAGAGUGGGUAUGGGUCUCAGCUCUCCCUUAAGAUCUACGUCUACGAUGUGGAGGAGAUCGACGGUUUGAAGGUCUUGAUGUAUGGAAGGCAAGGCAAAAUCACCGAGAAUGCCUGUUUGAAAGGCCAGUGGGGAACUCAGGUCAAAAUACACAAGUUUUUCCAACAAUCAAAAUAUCGAACGGAGAAGAAGGAGGAAGCGGAUUUAUUCUUCGUCCCAUCAUAUGUUAAAUGUGUUCGAAUGAUGAGUGGUCUGAAUGAUAAAGAAAUUAACCAGACUUAUGUCAAAGUGUUAAGCCAAAUGCCGUAUUUUCGGUUAUCUGGAGGUCGUAACCACAUAUUUGUUUUCCCCAGUGGGGCAGGAGCUCAUUUGUUCAAAUCUUGGGCAACAUAUAUAAAUCGCUCUAUUAUUCUUACUCCGGAGGGUGAUCGGACUGAUAAGAGAGAUACAAGUGCCUUUAAUACGUGGAAAGACAUCAUUAUUCCUGGCAAUAUUGAUGAUGGUAUGACUAAAACUGAUGCUCCAGUGGUCCAGCCACUGCCUUUGUCAAAGCGGAAGUACUUGGCAAAUUAUUUGGGACGUGCACAAGGAAAAUUGGGUCGCCUUCAGCUGAUACAGCUUGCAAAGCAAUUUCCAGACAAGUUGGAAUGUCCAGAUUUGAAAUUCAGUGGACCCGACAAAUUGGGAAGGAAAGAAUAUUUUGAACAUUUGCGCAAUGCAAAGUUCUGCCUUGCUCCACGGGGGGAGUCAUCUUGGACCCUUCGCUUUUAUGAGUCUUAUUUUGUGGAAUGUGUCCCCAUUAUAUUAUCCGAUCAAGUAGAACUGCCUUUCCAGAAUGUCAUUGAUUACAGUCAGAUAUCAAUAAAAUGGCCUUCCAAUCGAAUAGGCGCGGAGCUAUUGCAGUAUCUGGAAUCAAUACCAGAUGAAGAUAUAGAAGCAAUAAUAGCUCGAGGAAGACAAGUAAGGUGCUUAUGGGUGUAUGCUUCAGAUUCGGCACCCUGCUCGGCAAUGCGUGGAAUAAUGUGGGAACUGCAGAGAAAAGUGAGGCAAUUUCAUCAGUCAGCUGAAACGUUCUGGUUGCACAAUGGAUCCAUUGUAAAUAGGAACUUGGUUGAAUUUUCCAAAUGGGGUCUCCCGGUCCCUUUGCCUUGAUUAGCCGGGAGAUACCUUAAGCUUACAUAUUCCAUGUUCUGAAGCAUUCAAUUUUUUUUUUUUGGGGUACAAGUUACAGUUGAAUGAUGAAUUGUUCGUGUAAUGUAUAAUCUGCCCUCAAAUAACUUCGUUUCCUUAAAAAUGUUUAUUGAAAUCCAUUUUGGACGA
Neltuma alba is the source of this 1686-nucleotide messenger RNA. RefSeq names its product probable glucuronosyltransferase GUT1. The record is from RefSeq and is a predicted model, not a curated record. The transcript has 8 exons. The coding region runs from base 154 to 1518 and encodes 454 amino acids. Lineage: Eukaryota; Viridiplantae; Streptophyta; Magnoliopsida; Fabales; Fabaceae. Gene Ontology annotation, molecular function: glycosyltransferase activity.